CAAACGACUCACGGACCGGUACCGGUCCGAGGCCUGGGGGUUGGGGACCGCUGUUAUGUAUGUAUGUAUGUCAAUUUUAAUGAGAUUUAUAACAAGAAGAGGAGCGAUUUGGCACCAAAAACAGGUUCUGUGCCUCGACAGCUGCAAAUAUUAAUCUCAAAGAGGGUUAAAGGCCACAUUUACCAGCAAGUUUACUUCAGCUGCCAGAAAGGUGUGAAAGAAAGUGUUCUUUGACACUUCAGUAAAUUACUUACAGCUCUUUCUGCUGCCUUCCCUCCAGAAAUACAUGAUACUUUCAGAUUUCAACAUGUAAGCUAAAUCAAACCCAGCCUGUCCCGUCUCAGGAACAGGAGCUGCAGCCCAGGAGUCUUGACUUUGCCUUUUUUUAAAAUGUUAAAUAAAGCCAGGUUGGCAGAGUACAAAUUUGUUAAACUGGACACUUUAGAACAGGAUCUCAAGAGCGACUGGGUUUCUAAAUCUACCCGCAAGCUUGACUUGCUGUAUCACCUUUGUUUACUUGUUAUACCUAAAAAAUGUUGAAGAGUUUAAAUUUUUAGAGGUUACCUUAGGUUUCACCCUUACAUUAAGAAAUCAAGCCUAACACAAGUGGUGUUUCAAAUAGAUCCCACAGGUGUAUCUGCUAAAAAAUCUCAGCCUCAAGGUCAGGGGUCAGAAGUCAAGUUUUCGAAAAAUCUUGUGGAUAUGAUAACUCAAGAAGGAAGUUACCUAACAUUUUGAAAUCGAUACCACAAGUGCAUUUACUAAAAAUCUCCAACGAGUUCGAAUCUCAGUGACCUUGAACUAAAGGUUAGAGGUUAGAGGUCAAGUAGUGAUACCACAGGUGCAUCUAUUAGCAGGCUGUGCCACAGCCAGUAUUUUAAUUGUUGUAUAAUUCUGUAUGUCUGAUUAACACUUUGAUACAUUUUGCAUAAUUUUCCAUUUGUCAGCAUGUGUAUCUGUUACGGUUUGGAGGAGGACUCAAGCACAGGACUCCGGUUCUGAUGCUCACAAGAAGGAUUUAUUUACAAGUCACCAGGUGUAUAUACAAGAAUGUGCGGGGGGGUGUUAUAUACAGCUGAGUGGGGGGAGAAGGGGUCUCCAGGGAAGUCCAAGGGAAAGCACGCGUUCUUCAGAAUAUCCACUCACACGAUCACAGGCUCACACUCCGACACUGCCACACAGGAAUCACACGGGGAAAAAUCCAGGAAGCUCUGUAGACAGGGAGACAGGGUUAAGAACGACGCACAGAGGAAAACACUCUUAACUAAACUUGUUGUAGCUUGACUUCACUAACGCGUGGUAGACAACGACCCAGCGACGAACAGCAGUCACCUCCUGGCUUAAAUGCUGCUCCAGGUGUCUCAUCUCCCGAGGGCGUGGGCUGAGGGCGUGAACCCACAGUGAGUUCUGCCCCGGCGAGAGAGAAGAGGAAGAGAGAGAGAGAAACAGAGAGGGCUGAUCAGCGUGCAGCUGAUCCGCCUGGCCGUGACAGUAUCUGUAGGUGCUUUCUUAAUUCCUUAUGUCCUGUUCCUUGUGACCUGUGGCAUACCUCUAUUUGUGCUGGAGACGGCACUGGGCCAGUACACUAGUCAGGGAGGAAUCAUGUGCUGGAGGAAGGUCUGCCCCUUGUUUGAAGUUAUGUUGUUUCCAGGCAUGGGAUACACCAGCCAAAUGAUCAUUUUCUAUGGAAGUAUCAGCUAUAUUGUGAUUUUAGCCUGGGCUUUUCUCUACUUGUUCUCUUCCUUCUCUGGAGAGUUGCCAUGGGCCACCUGUAAUAACACCUGGAACACGAAUCGUUGUGUAGAAAUUAACAACUACAAUACUACUGCCAACUGGACAUCACCUGUGAAUGCAUCAUCUUCUGUUUUAGAGUUUUGGCAGCGUCGGGUGUUGAAUAUAUCCAGCGGCAUAGAGAACUUGGGAACCAUACAGUGGGACCUUUCUCUGUGCCAUCUUCUAGCCUGGGUCAUCUGCUACUUUUGUGUUUGGAAGGGAGUAAGAUCCACGGGAAAGGCAACAUAUUUCACAGCCACGUUCCCCUUUGUCCUGUUAAUCAUGCUGUUUGUCAGAGGAAUGACCCUUCCUGGAGCCUUCCAUGGUAUCAAGUACUACUUGUAUCCCAAUCCUGAACGGCUCGCUGACCCACUGGUCUGGAUGGAUGCUGGAACACAAAUAUUUUAUUCUUAUGCCAUAUGUUUGGGAUGCCUAACUACACUUGGGAGCUACAACAAGUACAACAAUAACUGUUACAGAGACUCCUUUUAUCUUUGUUUGUUGAACAGCGCGACCAGCUUCAUGUCAGGCUUUGCCAUUUUCUCAGUUCUGGGUUACAUGUCGCAAAAGCAGGGUGUCGACAUUGCUACAGUCGCUGAGUCAGGUCCAGGCCUUGUUUUCAUAGUCUACCCACAAGCUGUGACCCUGCUGCCUUGGCCUCAGGUCUGGUCUGUGUGCUUCUUUGCCAUGAUCAUCUUGUUAGGAAUAGAUGGUCAGUUUGCAGGUCUUGAAAGCAUCAUGACCUCUUUGACAGAUGUCUUCCCCUCCCAUUUAAGGAAAGGAUAUCACAGAGAGCUUUAUCUGAUGCUGAUCUGUGCGCUUUGCUAUCUGUUUGGCCUGUUAUUGGUGUCACAGGCUGGUGCAUACAUUCUGCAGAUCUUCGAUCACUAUGUUUGCAGCGGUCCUACUCUGCUGCUGAUGGCAAUUUUCCAGUCAGUUACGAUUGGAUGGAUUUAUGGUGCCGAUCGCUUCUACACCAACAUUGAGGACAUGAUUGGAUACAGACCUCUGUCACUGAUCAAGUACUGCUGGCUCUAUGCCACCCCUCUCAUUUGCAGUGGAACACUUAUAUUUUUGCUCCUGAGGUACACCCCUCUGAAGUUCAACAACACAUACAUGUAUCCUUGGUGGGCUUACUGCAUUGGCUGGUUCCUCGCGCUGUCGUCACUUUCUAUGGUCCCAGUCACUAUGAUCUACAAACUGGCCAAAGGAAGAGGGAGUCUCUGGCAGCGUCUGAAGACCAGCUCCCAGCCUGCAAGUGAUCUUCGAGGAAUGGAAAAGGAAAUGAUAAAUGUCCAUGAUUCACUACGUGCCCCAAAAUAACUGUUCAGCCUUAUUCACUGAAAUGCAAAUCUUUAAAUGUACCUUUUAAUUUGCGUUUUAAAUAAUACUUAAGGUGUGGGUCCUCUAUUAUGCACAUAUAUGGUGGCUGGUAUUAAUAUUUUUUAUAAGGUGAAAGGGUCUAUCUGAAGCAUGAAAUGUCUGAAUAUCUGUUAGAGGCUGAAUGUAUAAAAUACUACACUGAUAUGGAGCCUCUGAUAUGACUUUAAUUUGCAUUUCAAAUACCUCAAACCCUAACAAUAACAUUUUUACUUGACUUUUUACUUUAAACUCACUACGAACACACAGACGUUGAGAUUGAAAAGAAACUUACAAUUAUUAUUUAUAGACCAACACAGUGAAUAGAGAUUUUAAAACUAGUGCUGUCGGCGUUAAAUCUUGUUAGAAUGACGUUAACACCAUAACCGCAUUAACGCAGCAAAUUUCCGUUAACGCGGAUCGCCAUGGUGACAACGCGCCGUGCAGCCCCUCGCACCGUGACAAGUUUUUUUUUCUUUUUUAGAAACAUAAAAGCAAGGUCUUUUAGUGUUUAAAAGUAUUGAGCUGAAAACACAUAUUCACAGUUUAACACGUUUUUAUGAUGAUCACUUUUUUAAUGAUUUCCUACAUCAACUGCUACUUCUGUUGUGUUUUUGUGAUGUUUCAUGGAAAUCUGGGUUAUUUUAACACAACGUUUUUAUAUAUUCAUACAAAUUGAAAAGUAAAAGGCUGUUUUUCUGUUCCUCUCUCAGUCAGAACCUGUUUUAUAAACUAUAUCUAUCAUCAUUCUGGCAUUAAGUUCUAAAUACUUAAAUAACAUGGGGACCUGCGUAGAAACACCUUCAUAACAUUUAAAAUGAAAAAGAUUAGCUUCACUAAGCUUGUAGCUUUAUUUUGGUUACAGCUACAACAUACAAGAUACAAAAUGCUUUAUAACAUACGCAUGAAAAAUAAAAACUUACAUUUCAUAGAACAAAGGUCAACAUUGCUACAUGCUGACAUGCUAAGUAAUGCCAAGGAUCGCACAUCAAGUUUUCAGUGUUCUGAACCUUUUUUAUGUUUAUCUUCCUAUAGCUUUUUGGCUGAAAUACACUGAAUGUAAGCAACAGAGGUCAGUUUUGUUUUUGUUUUUUACUUCAGACUCCUUUAGUGCCCCCUCCUUUUUUAAUUACCUGGAACUGAGGAGUAACUAUGAAAUUGUGUCCUUUGGAAAGAUUUCUCCUUGACGUUUUCUGGUAUGUGUUUCAUGUUGCUUGUGCUACACACACAUAUCAGGAAACACUAGGCCUAACGAUCCGUAUGUAUUUUAAGCAUUCAGAGUAUAUUUCAUGAUAUUCUUUUUUUUAUCAACAUGUAUAAUAAACCAAAUAAAUAUUGCUCUUCAAGUCUGUCAAAAAGUGGUUAAUGUUUGCUCCUUACAUUUAUAACUGAACUCCUACUUUUACUUUAAGGUGCAUUGUAUUUUCUUGGAUUAUUGUAUUGGUUACAAGACUUUUUAAAUGUGUCUUGAUAUUUGACCUUGAAUUUGUAUAAUAAAAUACUUUGGGGAAUAAUUUA
Molecule: messenger RNA, 4650 nt
Organism: Maylandia zebra (zebra mbuna)
Lineage: Eukaryota; Metazoa; Chordata; Actinopteri; Cichliformes; Cichlidae
Source: RefSeq, a predicted model, not a curated record